Messenger RNA from Suillus discolor, 647 nucleotides. RefSeq lists its product as uncharacterized. Bases 266 to 541 code for a protein of 91 amino acids. The transcript has 3 exons. NCBI's taxonomy places the organism in Eukaryota, Fungi, Basidiomycota, Agaricomycetes, Boletales, Suillaceae. The record is from RefSeq and is a predicted model, not a curated record.
AUUCGCUGCAUGCUGAGCGCAAAAGCCAAAGCUCUUCCAUAGGUUGGUUGGAGACUCUUGGGUUGGUAACCGUUGGUUACCUCGAAUCCAUGGGUGAUGUAAUAUCUCACAAUUGAACUCUUCGGCGAGAAGUUCGACAGCUGAUUAAAUUACAUCUCGGCUAUGGCUCGGUCACGGUUUUUCAGCGAACGCUGCAUAUUUCUACCAGUCAUCCUGAAAAUAUGACCUUAAAUUUUAUUCCCCCGAGUUCCCUACACAUCACGCCAUGUUCACCCAUCUACUGGUGUUGCUUUGUGCAUCCGUCUCCAUGAUCGCGACACCUGCUCCUGAACCCAGCGUUGUAAUCGUUGGCCAGAAUGUAGGAGGCUGCGCAUCGGGGUUCCCGACGUGUUGUGCUACUGUCAGCAAUGAUUAUAGUUCAGGUACGGGGUGUACGACAGUUCCCACUGUGAAUGCAUGUGGUAACUCAAUGACCGUACUCUGCUGCCAGGACGCCAGCACUGUGGAGAUGAUCGGAACAGCAGGGAAUUGCACUCGUUAGUUGUAAAGAUAUACCUGCUGUGUUUGUAAAAUUUCUGUACCGUGACACGGUUGCAUGCAGAUGAUUUGCAGAAUACCACCCACUAAGGCAACCGAUUUCUUUCUUU